Rhodotorula toruloides NP11 is the source of this 2676-nucleotide messenger RNA. Its product is annotated as multifunctional beta-oxidation protein. Gene Ontology annotation, molecular function: oxidoreductase activity. The transcript is spliced from 17 exons. Lineage: Eukaryota; Fungi; Basidiomycota; Microbotryomycetes; Sporidiobolales; Sporidiobolaceae. The record is from RefSeq and is a predicted model, not a curated record. Bases 1 to 2676 code for a protein of 891 amino acids.
AUGGCUGAACAACUGCGAUUCGACAAGAAGACUGUCGUCAUUACCGGUGCGGGCGGAGGACUCGGGCGCGCUUACUCCCUCUUCUUCGCCUCCCGCGGCGCCAACGUCGUCGUCAACGACCUCUCGCGCGAGAACGCCCAGAAAGUCGUCGACGAGAUCAAGGCCAUGAACGGCGGGCGCGCCGUCGCCAACACCGAUUCGGUCACCGAGGGAAAGAAAAUUAUCGAGCAGGCCAUGAACGAGUUUGGGAGUGUUGACAUCCUGAUCAACAACGCCGGUAUCCUCCGCGACAAGUCCUUCAAGUCGAUGACCGAGAAGGAGUGGGACAUUAUCCAAGACGUGCACGUCAAGGGCGCCUAUGCGUGCACCAAGGCUGCCUGGCCCAUCAUGCGCAAGCAGAAGUUUGGCAGGAUCAUCAACACCGCCUCGGCCGCCGGUAUCUACGGCAACUUUGGACAGGCCAACUACUCGGCUGCCAAGAUGGGUCUUGUCGGAUUUGCCAAGACGCUCGCUCGUGAGGGCGCCAAGUACAACAUCCACGCGAACGCGAUCGCGCCCGUCGCCGCCUCGCAAAUGACCGAGACCAUCAUGCCGCCCGAGAUGCUCGCCAACCUCUCUCCCGAGAUGAUCGUCCCUCUCGUCGCGUACCUCUGCCACGACCAGACCGAGACGAACGGACAAGUGUUCGAGGCUGGCGCGGGGUGGUAUGGCAAGCUCAGGUGGGAGCGGACCAAGGGACAUGUCUUCAAGACCGACAGUUCGUUCACUCCGAGCGCGGUCAAGGCCAAAUGGGACACGAUCAACGACUUUACCGACGCCGAUCACCCCGAGAACAUCACGGAUGCCGACUACCUCGGGUUCCUCGAGAAGGCCAAGUCGAUGCCGACGAACGAGAGUAGCGACGAUGUUCGCUUCGAGGGAAAGACUGUCCUCAUCACCGGUGCCGGAGCCGGAUUGGGUCGCUCGUAUGCCCACGUGUUCGCCAAGGGAGGAGCGAACGUCGUCGUCAACGACAUGAGCAAGGACAACGCCGAGAAGGUCGUCAAGGAGAUCAAGGACGCCGGCGGAAAGGCCGUUGCCGUCGUCGAGUCGACCCUCGAGGGCGAGAAGCUCGUCAAGGCUGCGCUUGACGCGUUCGGCAGCAUCCACACCAUCAUCUGCAACGCCGGUAUCCUCCGCGACAAGUCCUUUGCCGCCAUGACCGACGCCGAGUGGGAUGCGGUCUACUCGACCCACUUGAAGGGUACCUACGCAGUGUGCAAAGCCGCCUGGCCUCACUUCCAGAAACAGAAGUACGGUCGCAUCGUCACGACUUCGUCGGCCGUUGGCGUCCAUGGGAACUUUGGACAGGCGAAUUACUCGACGGCUAAGAGCGCGAUCAUUGGGUUGACGAGGACGUUGGCGAUUGAGGGAAAGAAGUAUGGCAUCUUGGCGAACAUCCUCGUCCCGAACGCCGGAACCGCCAUGACUGCGACGAUCUGGCCCGAAGAGAUGGUCAAGGCCUUCUCGCCCGACUUUGUCGCGCCCGUCGUCGGCUACCUCGGCUCCGAGUCAAACCAGGACACGAUGGGCUUGUACGAGGUCUCGGCUGGAUGGGUCGCGAGCAUCAGGUGGCAGCGCACCGCCGGACACGCCUUCCCCGUCAACCAGAAGGUCACGCCGGAAGACAUCGUCGGCGCAUGGGACAAGAUCACCCGUUUCGACGAGAACGCGACCAACCCCAACUCGACGGCCGAGUCGCUCGAGAGUAUCAUCUCGAACUUUGGCAACGAGGAUGAGGGCGCUUCUUCGGCGGGUGGUGGAGAAGACUACACGGAUGAGGAGGACUCGGAGUUGGUUGCCAAGGCGAAGAAGGAGGCGCACUCGUCGGGCGAGUUCACCUACACCGAGCGCGACGUCGCCCUCUACAACCUCGGCAUCGGCGCGACCGAGAAGGACCUCGACCUCAUCUUCGAGGGCGACGAGAAUUUCCAAGCUGUGCCAAGCUGGGGGGUCGUGCCGCAGUUCAGCGUCUCUAGCGGAUUGUCCCUCGACUGGCUUCCCAACUUCUCGCCCAUGAUGCUCCUCCACGGCGAGCAGUACCUUUCGAUCAAGAAGCCGAUCCCUACCUCCGGCACCCUCGUCUCCGAGUCGAAGCUUGCCGAGGUGCUCGACAAGGGCAAGGCCGCCGCCGUCACUACCGUCACGACCACCAAGGACUCUGCAACUGGCGACGUUGUCUUCGAGAACCACUCGACCGUCUUCAUCCGCCAGGCCGGCGGCUUCGGCGGUCGCAAGACCGGCAAGGACCGCGGCGCUGCGACCGCGCUCAACAAGCCUCCUUCCCGCAAGCCUGAUGCCGUCGUCGAGGAGAAGACGCUCCCCCAACAGGCUGCGAUCUACCGCCUCUCGGGCGACUACAACCCGCUCCACGUCGACCCGAACUUUGCCAAGGUCGGCGGCUUCGACCAGCCCAUCCUCCACGGCCUCUGCUCGUUCGGCAUCUCGGCCAAGCACAUCUUCCGCAAGUACGGCGCGUUCUCCGACAUCAAGGUCCGCUUCGCUGGCGUCCUCUUCCCCGGCGAGACGCUCGUCACCGAGAUGUGGAAGGAGGGCGACAAGGUUGUCUUCGUCACCAAGUGUAAGGAGCGCGGUACCGUCGUCCUCAGCUCCGCCGCCGCCACCCUCGCGCAGUGA